This is a messenger RNA of Penicillium griseofulvum, 5133 nucleotides long. Its product is annotated as Major facilitator superfamily domain, general substrate transporter. Gene Ontology annotation, cellular component: membrane. The transcript has 15 exons. NCBI's taxonomy places the organism in Eukaryota, Fungi, Ascomycota, Eurotiomycetes, Eurotiales, Aspergillaceae. The record is from RefSeq and is a predicted model, not a curated record. Gene Ontology annotation, biological process: transmembrane transport. Gene Ontology annotation, molecular function: transmembrane transporter activity; ATP binding; ATP hydrolysis activity. Bases 1 to 5133 code for a protein of 1710 amino acids.
AUGGGGGCAUCAAUUCCAGAACUCCACAAUCUCUUAACGCCGAAGCUUCCUGACACUCGGCGUGACACAAGUCCUCUCGAGCCUGGCAAGAUGGAGUCUGAACUCCAAUCCCAAAUUUCUGGCCUUGACCGAAUCAUUACCGAAUACUCAGUAGGCUACCUGACCCAUGCCGCAAACCUCUACGUCGACGAUGCCAGUGGCCAGUCACCACUGACUGAGGCCGCCGAAUCCGUGACUGAACUCCUAGUGUCCGCCUCGGGAGAUUUCUCCCCGCAAAACUACGAUGCGAUCGGCAACUUGGUUUCGAGGUUCAUCACCGCGCUGAGCUCUUCCGAUGGCGACCCAGAGCGCAGGCAAAUGCCCUUCAAGGCCAAGAAGCUUGAACAGACUAUCAAUGUCGGCGCACAGCGGAACAUGUCUUCUACACUGGGUCUGACUGGAAACACCGUCGAUUUGGAAUCUGCCAAUGCCAGAAAGAUGGAGUCUAAGGUGGACAAAAAGAAGCUCGAGAAGGCAGAACGCAAGAUUCGCGCCAAGCAGGACAAGAAGUCCAUGAAGAACGUUACCUACGAGGCAUCCCGUCUGCUCAACCAGCCGGAUGAAGCCAUGUCCUACGAGGAGUUCUUCAUGGCUGUCAACCCUCUUCAAAUGGGAUCGGACUCCCAGGCUAAGAGCAAGGAUAUUAAAUUGGAUAACGUCGACAUCUCGAUUAGUGGCCUGCGCAUUCUUACUGAUGCUGCUUUCACACUCGCUUAUGGUCGUCGUUACGGUCUUGUUGGUCAGAACGGUAUCGGUAAAUCUACACUUUUGCGUGCCUUGAGUCGCAGAGAAAUCCCGAUUCCGACCCACGUUUCUAUUCUUCACGUUGAGCAAGAGAUUACUGGUGACGAUACACCAGCGUUGCAAGCAGUGUUGGAUGCUGAUGUGUGGCGGAAACAUCUUCUCGGGGAGCAAGCGAAAAUCUCGAAACAAUUGGCAGAAAUCGAAGAAGAAAGAUCUUCAUUGGCGGAUACUUCGAAGGAUGCUGCCAGACUCGACGAGCAACGAGAGGGCUUGGAUAUCACGUUGAGUGAUAUUCACGGAAAACUUUCUGAAAUGGAGUCUGAUAAGGCCGAAUCCCGCGCGGCCAGUAUCUUGGCUGGUCUUGGUUUCUCCCAGGAGCGCCAGCAGUACGCCACCAAGACCUUCUCCGGAGGUUGGAGAAUGCGUUUGUCUCUCGCACGAGCUCUAUUCUGCGAGCCCGAUUUGCUAUUGCUUGACGAACCGUCCAACAUGUUGGACGUUCCAUCAAUUACUUUCCUUUCCAAUUACCUUCAGGGAUACCCUAGCACAGUUCUUGUUGUUUCUCACGAUCGUGCAUUCUUGAACGAAGUCGCCACGGAUAUUAUCCACCAGCACUCCGAGAGGUUAGACUACUACAGAGGUGCUAAUUUCGAAUCCUUCUACGCAACCAAAGAGGAGCGCCGGAAGACUGCUAAGCGCGAAUACGAGAAGCAAAUGGCCGAGAGAGCACACUUGCAAGCAUUCAUUGAUAAGUUCCGAUACAAUGCCGCCAAGUCUUCCGAGGCACAAUCAAGAAUCAAGAAGCUUGAGCGCAUGCCAGUUCUUGAAGCUCCAGAGGCCGAAUACACGGUGCACUUUGCAUUCCCCGGAGUCGAGAAGCUUUCACCACCUAUUGUCCAGAUGUCCGAGGUUUGCUUCGGCUACACCAAGGACAAGCCUCUUCUCAAGGAUGUCGAUCUAGAUGUUCAACUUGAUUCGCGUAUCGGAAUUGUAGGACCUAACGGUGCUGGUAAGACCACCGUCCUGAAACUACUCACCAACCAGCUUGAACCAACAAGCGGUCUCAUCUCCACAAACUCGAGACUGCGCAUUGGAUUCUUUGCCCAACAUCACGUCGAUGCUUUGGACAUGACUACCAGUGCAGUCGGCUUCAUGACUAAGACAUACCCCGGUAAAACCGACGAGGAGUACCGACGACACCUGGGAGCGUUUGGUAUCACUGGUACAACCGGUCUCCAACGCAUGGAGCUGCUGUCCGGAGGUCAGAAAUCUCGUGUUGCGUUUGCUUGUUUGUCCUUAACCAAUCCUCAUAUCCUUGUUCUUGACGAACCUUCCAAUCACUUGGAUAUCGAGGGUAUGGAUGCCCUGGCGGAUGCACUACGGGCAUUCGAGGGAGGUGUGGUGAUGGUUUCCCACGAUGUGACCAUGUUGCAGAGUGUCUGCACCAGUCUCUGGGUUUGCGACGGCGGUACUGUUACCAAGUUCGACGGCACCGUUAACGCCUACAAGAAGAAGAUCAGUGCGCAGGCUGAUGCUUCCGAGCUAGAAGAGCCUGAAGAUAUGACGGGCGCAGAUGAGCAAUAUCAAUCAGGUCCCCACGCCCCUUUGCUCGCCUCAUCCCACGCUUCUUCAGAUCAUGGCGACAAUGACCAUGAUGGGAGCCUGGCCUCUGAGUUGGAAUAUUCAGGAGGCUGGUUUAUAUGGGCGUUAACCUUCUCCGCUGGAAUAAGCGGUCUGCUGUUUGGAUAUGACACAGGUGUUGUCUCGUCUACUUUGGUGACUGUCGGGUCAGAUCUUUCGGGUCAUCCGUUGACAACACUCGAUAAAAGCCUCAUCACAUCCUGCACCAGCCUAUUUGCGUUAAUUGCGAGCCCGUUCACUGGUGUCCUCGCGGAUAAGUUUGGUCGUCGGAAGGUCAUACUUGGUGCGGAUCUGUUGUUUGCACUUGGAGCUUUGAUACAAGCGUUUACAAGCCAUGUCUGGGGUAUGAUCCUUGGGCGUAGCAUUGUUGGUCUUGCUGUUGGUAGCGCGAGUGCGGUGACCCCAUUAUAUAUCUCCGAAUUAGCUCCUUCGCACGCAAGAGGAAGACUGGUCACGAUUCUCAGUCUGUUCAUCACCGGUGGCCAGGUGGUGGCAUACAUAGUCGGGUGGCUGCUUUCUAGUACAACUGGAGGCUGGCGGUGGAUUGUAGGCAUUGGGGCAUUCCCGGCCUUCUUUCAGCUUGCCAUUCUCGCUCUGCUACCCGAAACGCCUCGAUGGCUGGUCCAGGCUGGAUUCGAUACUCGGGCGAAGGUAGUCCUGACCAAGAUCUAUCAGGAUUGCCUUGGGUGUGAUCAGGUGGUGGAUCGUGUCUUGCGCAAUAUCAAUGGGGAAAUCGUCCAAGAGGCAUCGGAGAUGGGACAACCCAAGUCUCCUGGCACAAAGCCUCAGUGGUUACACGAUACCAUUCAACGGGGUCAGCAAUUGUUGCAUGGUGGAAACAGAAGAGCAUUGAUUAUAGCCAUGAUGCUCCAGGCGGUUCAGCAGCUCUGCGGAUUCAAUAGCCUGAUGUAUUUUUCAGCGACCAUAUUCUCCUCUCUUUCGUUCUCCUCGCCAACACUAACAUCACUCUCAGUGGCUAUGACAAACUUCGUCUUCACGCUGCUUGCAUUUGUGCUGAUUGACAAGAUUGGUCGCCGGCGCAUUCUCCUGUAUUCUAUACCUGUCAUGGUCGUUGCUCUGGUCGUCUGUGCUUUCUCCUUUUCGUCUAUGGAUGGCAAAUGGAACUCAGAACCUCCAACUAUCCCUCAAGAAAACCAUGAUAGCCCUAGUUCUCUUGUGCCCCUUGCAGUUCUGAUCUGUCUUACUGUGUAUACUGCAGCAUAUGCCCUCGGACUCGGCAAUGUUCCCUGGCAGCAGUCUGAACUCUUCCCUCUGAAUGUACGUUCUCUGGGGUCGGGCUUGGCUACUGCAACCAACUGGGGAUCGAACUUUAUCAUCGGCCUUACAUUCCUGCCUAUGAUGGAAUGGAUUUCACCCUCAUGGACGUUUGCUCUCUAUGCACUCGUCUGUGUAGUUGGGUGGGCCGUUGUAUGGGCAAUUUACCCUGAGAUGAGUGGACUAGGCCUCGAGGAGGUCAAGGGCUUGUUAGCGGAUGGUUGGGGAGUUCUCCAGGAGAUCGCAUGUUGCCUGCCGACCGAUCAUGAUAUUCUUCAUCUCUCCCAAUCUUGCAAAGAGAUAUGGGCCAAGGUCUAUGAAUACGAGUCCGCCGUCUGGCGAGCUCGCUUUGCUGAACACUAUGACAUGGCCCCGAGAAGAACUUCCAGGGAGUUGAUGUUCGAAUACCAGACCCGCGCCAUUGUGCUCAGCGCUCCAAUCCAAUUCAAAGAGCAGGAAGAUGAUCGUCAAUACCUUUGGAUGGAGGUUAUGCAGACUAUGCUCGAGGAAUCACUGAAACUACCAAUCCCCCUUGGAGCAACCUCAAAGACCCUGCGAUGCAUCCGUGAGACCCUGAGGAAAGUAGAUUUCCUGAGCGAGUUUCGAAAAGAAGAAACUUCCUCGCAACUCUUUUAUGCUCUCCAGCUUUGUCUAACUUCGUUUGCCCUCGACCCAGCCAUCACCGAGCCUUGUCGUCGAACUGACUACGACAUCAAGCAAGUCUACUCAUAUGAAGACAAGGUGGGCGAGGCAUUCAUCGACCACGACGACCUUGAUCUAGCUAAACUGCUGAACUUGCGUAAUUUCUGGCAACGUCACUUCUUGAACGCCUCCGAGCUUACCUACCAAGAAUCCUUCUCUGGGCUGCCUGCAGAGCUAAAGCCCAAGACGCGAAAGGAAAAUACAAACGAGGCAUCCAAACUAAGCCCAUCAUGGCUAGGAUACUACUCGUGCAUUCACCCGCUGUCAGACCUGCAAAACGAGCGCCAGACAUGCGCUGAUCUUGAGACACAUGGCGACUCUAUCGACAUAAUGACCUUUGACCUUCAACCCUCUAAACAGUUCUGGCCCGAGGAAUGCAGCAAGAUUAUCCCUCUCGCUGGGAGGCCAGAUACUAAGCGGAGAUAUUUCGAUGGCAAGCAGAGAGCCUAUGGGAGCGCAUAUGAGGUAGGAAACCAUGUGUUCGGCUUUACCGAAGAGAUUGCUGUCCCCCAUGGCGGGUUUGAGGGAUGGACCCGGAUUUGUUUCACCAUCAUUGAGGCAGAUGAAGAGGAAGAGGAAGAGGGAAUGCCUCCCUUCCCUGUGAUGGACGGAGAGGGUUGGAUCCAUGGAUAUGAGGCUGUCAUCAUCCCUGGUGGGCGCAUGAUGCUGGGACGAUGGGUGGACAUGAAGGAGCCAGAGGCUAGAGGCCCAUUCAUCUUCUGGGACGUGUGA